AUGUUCAGUUUCCUUAGAAAGAGAAGCUCAACUUCAUCGGUGCCAAAUAAUAAUGUUGGCUCGAAGACUACAACAAAUGCCUCAUCACAGGCAUCAUCAAAGAGUUCAUCAUCACAAAGACAUAAUAAGACUGUGAUCGAGAGGAAAAUAUCGGUAUCGGACGGUGGUGCCGCACCCAGAGAUGCCGUCAGUCUGGGGCAUGGCCGAUCAGAGGUCACACGAUCAGACUCACAAAUACUAUCAAGGCUAUUCCAAGACAAUAAUGGCAGCAAGAAGGGUGGAUCGUCAUCGUCAGGCAGGAAGUCAACAUACACAGAGAAGGAGAUAUUCCCUGGCGGAGUCAAGAGAGGUGUAAAGGGAAUAAUGAUGGUUGGCGAGGGCAAUGAAGAUGUGUUGUCACGUGCCAGAACUUAUAUCAACACAUCAGGCGAGCUACACUUUACAGACGAGGACUUGGAUCAAUACAUGUUGCAGCCUUCUUCAUCAUCAUAUUCAUCAUCACCAUCACCAGUACUCAACUCCAACUUUCCAACUAGUUACACUGAGCCACAUCAGCCUGUACUCAGGGUGCCAAACAUCGUGUCCAUGUCCAAGUUUGGCUUUGAACAAGACGACGAAGACGAUGACAUGUUCUGGGAUGAAGAGAUGCCAUCACGUCUCAAUGGUCUUUCUCAAUGGGCUCCAAACUCGCCAGAGAUCAUCUCGACAUCCGCCCCCAAGACCAAGUCAACACAGUUUGCAACUGAGUUUCCACAAACUCAAGAGGUUGUUGUCGACAGCUUGACACUCAACGACAACAAUGGAUGCUUCAACCUUGAGGAUCUUACAACAUCACAAGUCAUGGCACAUAUUGAGAGAGAGGAGGAACAACCCGCGCUAUCAGAGCUGGAAGAUGCAGACUUCCCAACAGAGGACAUCUCCAAACUUGAUACUUCAGUUCAGUUCAUUGUCAACGGCCAGGCCACUCAACAACAUCACCAACAACAUAAUGAUGAUGAUACAAUCAGUCAACUAUCAGAUGCAACCGAUGCCUCUGAUACAUCCGAGUCAUUCUUUGAAGAACAUACUCCACAAGUCACAUCCUUGGACGACUUGGUUGACCAACUGCCAGUUUCCGACCAGCAUCUGAAACAUGUGGCUGCCAAGGAGAUGGACGAUGACAAGAGAGCGGCCAUCAAAGCUUCAUACGAGGCUGGUAUCCUAGAGCUGGAACAGCUUGAGUUGGAAGUGCUGGGGAGCAGGUCCAGCAAUCAGGUAUCCGUGUCCGUGCCAGUGCCCGUGAAUGUGCCCGCUGUGGCUGAGCAGCAGGUGUCGUCCGAGCAAUCCACGCCAACAUUGAGCCCAUUGCUCAAUGAUGAACCCGACAUAUUCAAACUAUUAUCCGAUAUGAUUGCUUCGCCCUUCUCCAAUCAACUGGUCAACGACAGUAUCGAACGACUCAAGGUGUCCAAGGAGGCCAAGCCACAAACAUCAUUGCAAAGGAUGUUUGUAAAUCCAGUGUAA
Acytostelium subglobosum LB1 is the source of this 1503-nucleotide messenger RNA. RefSeq lists its product as hypothetical. The transcript has a single exon. NCBI's taxonomy places the organism in Eukaryota, Evosea, Eumycetozoa, Acytosteliales, Acytosteliaceae. The coding region runs from base 1 to 1503 and encodes 500 amino acids. The record is from RefSeq and is a predicted model, not a curated record.